AAGCUAUUGUGAAAGGGCCUAUGGUUCAUACAACACUACAUCAUCAUCGGAUCUGCAAUCACGGGACCAUUCAGAUGAAAAUGGCUUUUGUCCCUUCCAAGCUGCUCAGGAAACACACAAGACAUGUUUGCAGCCAUCAAUGAUUCUAUCCGGAACGUAAGACUGGUCACGAUCGACUUUGCCGGAUUCUGUACCAGCACCGACCAUCUACGACAUUUCUUUCGUAUGAACAAAACCGUCGUCGAGAUUGUUGUCGAUCUUGGGCACAAGUCGGACGUAUUCACGCGACAUCAACUACUGAAAGACGAUCAAAUCUUGACAAAUUUCAGCGGUCGGAAAGCUUGUAUGAACCGUUCAGAAUAA
Radiomyces spectabilis is the source of this 363-nucleotide messenger RNA. RefSeq lists its product as uncharacterized. The record is from RefSeq and is a predicted model, not a curated record. NCBI's taxonomy places the organism in Eukaryota, Fungi, Mucoromycota, Mucoromycetes, Mucorales, Radiomycetaceae. Bases 124 to 363 code for a protein of 79 amino acids. The transcript has a single exon.